ACCACCUGCUUACCACCAUAUACUCGCGCGCGCGCGAAUACGUAGUUAAAACUAGAUAUUUCCGACUGAUUUUUGAGAGACAGAUUUCACAAAGAGUUAACGAAGUUCCGACAAACGUUAUCGAUUGCGAGGAGAGAGCGCGCAAAAAAAAGUUUUAAUCGUUUUCUUAAUAACAGGAGAUACCGCACAAAUGGUGCGACCGCCGCAUAAUGCCAGGUUGUUGAGAUCGUGCGAAAAGGUCUCCUAAGAAGAGAGGAGUUGCCUUUCGUUUUCGAAAGCGAUUCCGUGGGCGCGCGCUCGCGCGAGCCUUAGCGUUGAAAGGAACGGGCCCAGGAUGGCGGAGAAUCAGGGCAAUUCGUCGGGUCAAACCGGUUCCGGCAGGUCUUUCAAUUUUCCACGAAUGGAUUUUCGAACAAACAACGACGUUCAGAAUGAGAAUGCCCAGAAUGAGAUGUCAGAAAGACGAAGACAGCUAAAACUUAGUUUCCAAACACAAGGCAAUAAUUUGUCAUUUGCCAAUUCGACAAAUACUUCAUUUUCAAAUUCAACGGGAGCCACGGCUUGUCCACCAAUAUCCUCCCGUCCAAGUCUGCCUUUAUCUUUAUCCAAGCUGCCAGUCAAAUCUCGCAAUAUGUUGCAGCAGCAAGACUUUCUUCCCGAUAAGACAAGAGAUAAGCUGCGAAUGUGCCAGUCUAUGCAAACUACUGGCAAAUUACAAUUAUCUCCAGAUGUGAUAUAUGAUUUCACAAGUGAAGAUCUUCAAGAUCUGGGAGAAAUAGGAAGAGGAGGAUUUGGAACUGUAAAUAAGAUGAUUCAUAGGAUAAGCAAUACUGUUAUGGCUGUGAAGAGAAUUCGCUCUACCGUGGAAGAAAAAGAGCAAAAACAACUAUUAAUGGACUUGGAAGUUGUAAUGAAAUCGAACGAAUGCCCGUGUAUCGUGCAAUUUUAUGGGGCUUUAUUUAAAGAGGGGGAUUGUUGGAUUUGUAUGGAACUGAUGGACACGUCAUUAGACAAAUUUUAUAAAUUUAUCUAUGAGAGAUUGAAUCAAAGGAUACCAGAGUGUAUUCUAGGCAAAAUUACAGUGGCCACUGUAAAAGCAUUGAAUUAUCUAAAAGAAAAGCUAAGAAUAAUUCACAGAGAUGUAAAACCUAGUAAUAUUUUGUUGGAUCGACGAGGUAACAUAAAAUUGUGCGACUUUGGUAUAUCCGGUAAGCUUGUAGACUCGAUUGCGCGAACCCGGGACGCUGGUUGUAGACCGUACAUGGCUCCGGAAAGGAUAGAUCCGCAACGUGCACGUGGUUACGAUGUACGAAGCGAUGUGUGGUCGUUGGGUAUCACGCUAAUGGAAGUUGCUACAGGAUACUUUCCGUAUCCGAAAUGGAACUCUGUCUUUGAACAACUUUAUCAAGUGGUACAAGGUGAUCCGCCACGACUUUCCCCCAAUGAAAACGGCAACCACUUUACCAUGGAUUUUGUCAACUUUGUCAAUACAUGCUUAAUUAAAGAGGAAACUCAGCGACCCAAGUACAAUAAAUUGCUGGAACAUCCGUUCAUCAGACAAGCGGAAGAAGCGACGAUCGAUGUUGCGGCGUACAUUAGCAGCGUUUUGGACAAUAUGACUAAUAAUGGUGUAACACCGUUUACCACCAAUCAACCCUAAGAAUCGGCAAAAUUAAAGCGGCACAACAGGGCACGUUAUAGUACCUUGGUUUUUGCAAGUUCUUUGCAGUCCAUCACUCUGUACGAACUCCCUAUCAUCGUGCGUGAAAUCAUGAUGCGCGCACGGUAUUACUGCACUCCCCGGUGAUAUAUCUAGCAUUAAGUAGCAAAAGCGAUCGUCACCGUCAUCUCGCUCGAAGUCGUGCUCUCUCGAAGACUUUCGAGAGGAAUCUUCUUCUCGGCGACAAACCACGUCGAGCCGAGAUUGUUAUAAAUAGCGCGCGUAUGAUCGAAUGAUGAUAAUCAGCGCGCUACAAAACAUCUCUCCUCUCUAACUAACUUUGUCUCUCUCCCUUGUUCAAAUACACUUAUAGAUACAUGAGUUCAAUUUUUUUUUCUUUGCAAUUCUUGCAAUCCGCCACUUAAAAAAAAAAAAUUUGUGAAUUUUCAACGAUAAAUAUCAUGUAUAUGCCCAUGUAUAUAAUAGGUACGUACACAUAGAAAAUGUGAAUGUAUGUAUCUAUGCAUAAUUAUAUCUUGCCUAAAGUUUUAAUUUCCACUUUUUGUAAAGAAUAUAUUUGGUAAAAAGAUACAUAUGUAUAUAUAUACAUAUAUAUAUAUAUAUAUGUAUGUGCGUGUGUGUGUGUGUAUAUAUAUAUAUAUAUACAUAUAUAUCUUGAAAACUAAUCGCCAAGAUGGAUACACCCGCAUAGAUCGUUUUUUCAUGAUUUUAGGAACAGAUUUAAAUACGAUAUAUCAAAUGUUAGAGGAGUGCUGCAAUGUAAUGGAAAUAAA
Pseudomyrmex gracilis is the source of this 2454-nucleotide messenger RNA. Its product is annotated as dual specificity mitogen-activated protein kinase kinase 4-like. Bases 335 to 1660 code for a protein of 441 amino acids. The transcript has 9 exons. Gene Ontology annotation, molecular function: JUN kinase kinase activity; ATP binding. The record is from RefSeq and is a predicted model, not a curated record. Gene Ontology annotation, biological process: protein phosphorylation; MAPK cascade. Lineage: Eukaryota; Metazoa; Arthropoda; Insecta; Hymenoptera; Formicidae.